Physcomitrium patens is the source of this 1212-nucleotide messenger RNA. Its product is annotated as glutathione S-transferase F10. Gene Ontology annotation, molecular function: glutathione binding; glutathione transferase activity. Gene Ontology annotation, biological process: glutathione metabolic process. NCBI's taxonomy places the organism in Eukaryota, Viridiplantae, Streptophyta, Bryopsida, Funariales, Funariaceae. Gene Ontology annotation, cellular component: cytoplasm. The record is from RefSeq and is a predicted model, not a curated record.
CCGCUUCGCUUUGUGGCAGCGGAGGUGCAGAAACGCCACUUGAGCCUCAGAGAAUCGCGACCCCCUCGACGCACAUCAACUCCCCGAUUCCUCGCUCUGCUGCUAAGUAUCAAAAUUACGCAAUGUCGAGGGCUUGAGAAUAUGCCAAUAUGAUCCACUGAACAGGUGUUGAGGUUUGCCCCUGGCAGAUUCGGGAAUGGCAAGAGGGAGUCGUCUUUUAAACCAUUGACGUGCUAGUGGACCGUGUCGUGAACUAGCUGUGGUCACGUGUUCGAGUCUGUUUUCGAUCGGUUGCGGAGGUGUGAUUGCUGUUCUGCAGAUUUCGUUUGAAAUCCAGAUUGCGCAAUGGCGGAGGGGAAGCUGAUAUUGCACGGGGUUGCGUCCUCAACGUGCACAGGGAGGGUGCUCGUCGCUCUCUUGGAGAAAGGCGUGGAAGACUUCGAACUCAAGGUUGUCAAUGUUCGCAAGGGCGAAGGCAAGACACCCGAGCACAAAGCCCUACAGCCUUUUGGUUUGAUUCCAGUCCUACAAGAUGGAUCGUUGACCCUGUUUGAGUCGAGGGCGAUCAUUCGGUACAUAGCUAACAAGUUUGAAGGGCAAGGCACUCCCAUCUACGGAUCAACUCCCGUUGAGAAAGCCCUGGUGGAGCAAUGGCUGGAAGUAGAAGGUCAGAACUUCAACGCGGCGUGCAAAGAAUGCCUGAAAUAUGCUGCUGCCUCCCCAGUAGACCAGGAGAAGCUCGCUCAAGCUAUGGAGAAGUUCAGCAAAGUGCUGGACAUCUACGAGGCCCGUCUCUCCGACACUCAAUUCCUAGCUGGGGAUUUUUUCAGCCUAGCUGACCUCUCCCACUUGACCACCGGGUGGAAACUCUUUGACAAAUACAAACAGGGCGUCGUUUGCUUCGAGGGCAGACCCCAUGUGAAGGCCUGGUGGGCGGCCAUCUCUUCCCGCCCUGCCUGGAAGAGGGUGCUGGAGAUGAUCUAAGCUCCAUCGCCAUACCUUUCUCUGUGAGAAGAAUCACUUUUUUCUUUUUUCUUUUUUUGAAACUGAUUCUUACGAGUCCAUUUCUGCAGCAUGUUUUUGUUGGCCUCGUGAGAUCAUUGUAAUUGAACUUAGCGGUGGCAGCGCUUACUCUACGGAGAUCGCGCCAAUACAGAAUCACUGCAUGUGUUUCAAUUUCAGUGCAAUAAAGUUUGUUUUUCGAGGGCAAAA